This is a messenger RNA of Chroicocephalus ridibundus (black-headed gull), 10239 nucleotides long. It is a transcript of the gene MAPK1, whose product is annotated as mitogen-activated protein kinase 1. Gene Ontology annotation, molecular function: MAP kinase activity; ATP binding. The record is from RefSeq and is a predicted model, not a curated record. The transcript has 9 exons. Gene Ontology annotation, cellular component: nucleus; cytoplasm. Bases 235 to 1341 code for a protein of 368 amino acids. Lineage: Eukaryota; Metazoa; Chordata; Aves; Charadriiformes; Laridae. Gene Ontology annotation, biological process: protein phosphorylation; intracellular signal transduction.
CCUCCCCUCCCCCAGCCCGGGCGAUGCGCGCGCGCGCGGCCAGCGGCGUCUCCUCAGAGCGGCCGCGGCGGGGACGGCGCUGAGGGGCCUGGGCCGGCGGCGGCUCCGGAGCGCGGCCGAGCGGGCGGCGCCUCGUUUCCUCCCUCCCGCAUCCUCCUCCGCGCCCCCCGCCCGCCUCUUCCCCCGCCUCCGCCCGCCCCCCCCCCACUCUCCGCGGUUCCCGGCACGGACAACAUGGCGGCGGUGUCGGGGGCCGGGGCCGCGGGCGGCUCUGCCAGCGCUGGGGGCCCGGAGAUGGUGCGGGGCCAAGUGUUCGACGUGGGGCCGCGCUACACCAACCUCUCCUACAUCGGCGAGGGGGCCUACGGCAUGGUGUGUUCGGCCUAUGAUAACGUCAACAAAGUUCGAGUUGCUAUAAAGAAAAUCAGUCCUUUUGAGCAUCAGACGUACUGCCAGAGAACUCUGAGAGAGAUUAAGAUCCUACUGCGCUUCAGGCAUGAGAAUAUUAUUGGAAUAAAUGAUAUUAUCCGAGCUCCAACUAUUGAACAAAUGAAAGAUGUAUACAUUGUGCAAGAUCUCAUGGAGACAGAUCUUUACAAGCUCUUAAAGACUCAACACCUCAGCAACGACCACAUUUGUUAUUUCCUGUACCAGAUUCUGAGAGGGUUAAAAUAUAUCCAUUCAGCCAAUGUGCUUCAUCGUGACCUCAAACCUUCGAAUUUGCUGCUUAACACCACUUGUGAUCUCAAGAUUUGUGACUUUGGACUGGCUCGUGUUGCAGAUCCAGAUCAUGAUCACACAGGAUUCUUGACAGAAUAUGUGGCCACACGUUGGUACAGGGCUCCUGAAAUCAUGCUGAAUUCUAAGGGUUACACCAAGUCUAUUGACAUCUGGUCAGUAGGCUGUAUUCUGGCAGAGAUGCUCUCCAACAGACCUAUCUUUCCAGGAAAACACUACCUUGACCAACUUAACCAUAUCCUUGGUAUACUUGGAUCCCCUUCCCAAGAAGAUUUGAAUUGUAUAAUCAAUUUAAAGGCCAGAAACUACUUGCUUUCCCUACCACACAAAAAUAAGGUACCAUGGAACAGGCUGUUUCCGAAUGCUGAUCCCAAAGCACUCGAUUUGUUGGAUAAAAUGUUGACCUUUAAUCCUCAUAAGCGGAUUGAAGUGGAGCAAGCUUUAGCCCAUCCGUAUCUGGAGCAGUAUUACGAUCCGAGUGAUGAGCCUGUAGCUGAAGCACCCUUCAAGUUUGAUAUGGAGUUGGAUGACUUGCCGAAGGAAAAGCUGAAAGAACUGAUUUUUGAGGAAACUGCUAGAUUCCAGCCAGGAUAUCGAUCUUAAAUUGUGCAUAGGACAAGGACUUAAAGGACUGGGCGUGCUCAAACGUUGCUGUUCCUCUUCCCAGUUCUUUAUUGUUGGUCAUGUCUUGUGGCCUCUCUCAGCUUAUCCACUAACUCCUUUGAGCCAUUCAGGAGGGCAGUUCCUGGUAGUUUUGGCUUUUCAUGCUUUCAAUGAAUCUUUUAAGCCUGAAGAAUUGUAAUUGACACUCCUAUGCGUAAUGCCCAUUGUUGACCUGUUGCAGUACUGUACUGUAAGUGCACCUACUGCUGGCCGUAUUUUAACUGCUUGCUUUCUGGUUUGAAAGAUGCAGUGGUUCCUUUCACUCCUGGCUCAGUAUCCAAGAAGAUAACUCAUUAACCUGUAAGAAGUUUACACCAUGAACUAUGUUCUUCUGACUUUACUGAAGUCGCUGGCAUUUUUUUUAGAAAAGCUACUAUUCAGGGCACUUUAAGUCAGUGACAUCCCAGAUUUUUUUUGCACUUCCUUUUUAAAUAGAAAUGGUUAGCAUCCAGCGGAGUUUAUACCGUUUGCUAUGGAUCACAGCAUAAGUCCUGUUCAUGUUAAUCUCGCUUAUGCACUUGUUUGGGUGUCCUGUGCUGUACACACAGGUAUUCUAUACAGCGUAAGAGCCACAUGGGAACCCAACUUAAUUGAAUUCAUCUAAGAACCAUUUUUUCCACAUAUUGACAAAAUUUGUACUUUCUUCUCCCUGCCUUUUCUAAAAGAGAUCACUUAAAGUUUAACCAUGUUGGAGGCAUAGUACUUCCAAAGUUCAUAGCGCGUAGUAGCGUUCAUAAGGCUUGUGCAAAGAGCAUGAGUGGCAGCUCGCCAACUUCUAUUUACUCACCGUGCGGUGGAAGAUUAACAAAGAACAUAAUGGUGGCGUGAUGACCUAAUGGUGAAUGCUUUUCUCUGUGGAAGGCAUCCAUAUGUGGUGGCAAGCGAGAAACCAAAAUAUGAUGUUAAUAAACUCAGUCUACACACUGCAUACCAAUGAAACGCUUCAAAUGAGGAUCGAUAGUUUUCACAUUUGACUCUAAUCACUGAUGUUCAGAAUUCUUGCAGAGAGGAACACUGCAUCUUUAAAUGAGAAAGUUUGAUUUUACUUUUGCUCCUACAGCAUGUCAGCAUCUCAAGUUCAUUUCUUGCAACCUACACUAUGGUGAUUUGUAAUCAAGCCUCCAUGAGCUCGUGACAUGAAGUACUGUUCUGUUGUCAAGUACUAUCAAACUUUUCUGAUAAUGCUGAGUUAGGACAACCAAACAAAGCUAGCACUAAAUAAUGUUUAAAAUUGUAUACCUUUUAAUGAUCUUUUCAAGUAUUUGUUACUGAAAUUGUAUAAUGUGGAGUUUACUAGGUGUUAUGUUCCAGUGCAGUGCCUCCUUUUCUUUCCCCACUGCUCUCUGUGGUGAGAAAUUUGCCUUGUUUAAAAUAAUUACUGUGCCCUCGCAUGACUGUUAAAGCUUUCUGUGCAAAGAUGAUUGUCUAAGUGCCACAUGCCUAUGAUUGAGAAAAAAAAUAAUCUAUUGUUACCUCUGAGUUGUGUUCAACUGAAAUGCUAUUCAACAAAUAACUUAGGAAAAAUAGUUCUAUUUUUAGCUUUUCAUAUCUCUGCUGUCUUUUUCUCAUUUUAUUUUGGCAGCAGUGAAGAAUGGAUUGUAUAAAGACUGCUUGCUAAUAUGAACAAAAUGCACUUGUAAUUCCUGGAAAUAAAUUUAAAUCUUAUAUCUUCACAUUAACAUUAAGAAUUAGUUUUUGGUUUCCUCUUGGGUAAUGUGUUUGAAUGGAAAUCAGGUUCAGUUGCUCCUGUAGUCUAGAAGGAUGCUGCUGGUUAUAACUCCAGGCUUCCUCUUACCAGUUAGUCUGCUCUUCAAAGAAAUCUGGAAAGCCAUUAACUCUCAGACUUCUAUAGAUAAGGGUGCUUACAAGAUUCCAUUUCAGAAUUUUCUUUUUCCUAUAGUUUAAGUGUUAGUCUGCCAAAACUAAUUUUUAACAAGCAAGGGUUCACCAUGAAAGGGCAUUUUCUAUUAGGAAGUUCCUGUGGUACAUAAACCUCUGUUGCGGGGAACAUCUUAGGAGCAUUGUCAGGACACUGCACAGGUGAUCAUCGAAUCGGGGUAUGGAACCUAUGCUGAAAACAUUUCUAUAGACAUAUGCACUUGACUGUUGAUACUAGUGUAGAAAUUUCUCUUGACAUUUCUACACAUCCUUACCAAAAUGCUUUUCUCACUCAGUUUUGAGAAGUUGAAAUAUUUCUAGAAUCUCUGCUACUUGUACGAUCAUCAUUACUACAGGAACCAUUUUUGGCAUGGUUGGGAAGAUGACUGUUACUGAAAUUAGUUUGUAACACCUCAGUUUUAAUUUAUUAAGGAAGAAGUUUGGCAGCUGACUUCACCCUUCUCUUUCCCAAUUAUUUUUUUAAUACUUUCUUUCAUUUUGGGUUUUUGGGGAGGUGUAGACUUACCCUUGCAUUCUGCCUCCGAGCGAGAAGCCGAGGGUUUGCUUUACCUGACAUCUGGUGCUUUCGGGCUUUCUUCCUUAGCUCCUCUCGCUGAAUCCGAUGGGCGUCUGCCAGUAUCAGUAACCACAUUCAUCACUCUUACUGAAUUCAGUAACCAUCGUUGGGUUGAAUCUGUUGAUGUGUCAAAUGCAGAAGCAUGAUUUUUUUUUUGUUUGUCAGAUUUUGAAAAUAGUUUAAAAGAAGGUGCCUAUAACAACACUGUGUUAGGUCAGUUAUUUCAUCAUUUUACGUUGAUCUUUUUCUUUUCUUUAUGUAGUUUUUGUAUUUUAGAGCGGAGAACAGCAACUCUUGAUCGAAGUAACGUGCAUAUUUCAUGGUAAAGAUGUUUUGGGAAUAAGGAAUGUAAACAGUUCACUGUCAAAAACAUUCCAACCUUACAGCUGAAGAAAAAUAUGCAAACGUAGAAUUCUCACGGAUGCUUUGGCAAAUAAGCGUCUUGCUCUGCUGCCCUGACUGUUGCCAGGCUCCUCCUCCCAGUGGCGCCCGGUCCAUGGAACCCUGGCACUCGCCGGGUGGGCUGAGGGUGCGGGCGCUGGGCGCUGCCGGCGGCGAUGGCACCACUCGGCAGUGGCCAGACAGAGCCCGAGGAGUCGAGCGGGGUUUUCCCUACAGAAUGAGGAAAAGAAAAACCUGAUGUUGCUGCCCACUGUAAUAUCUACGAUAUAUUUAUACCAUGUCGAAGUUGUUUGCUGAGCAACUGUACUAUAGAUUUAAACUUUAUUAAUAUAUAUUUGCUUCUGUUAGUGUAGUUUAUAUAGUCCUUGGUUAUUGAUAAAUUUAUUGUGUUGUUACAGCACCGUGAUAUGGUAUAAAUAUAGGUCUAUAUGUACCCACCAUAUACUCAUGAAUUUGGUCCCUUGCAUAGUACUUUUAUAUUUGUACAGCGAUGUCUUCAAGCAAUCCCAGAUUUUAGGGGAAAUAUUUUUGUAAACGCAGUGGUUUAAACAAAAAAGUCCAAACAAUCCUUUUACUAAGUUUUAAAUACAUUUGUGGUUCAAAAUGGUUUAGUUAACGAUUGAAGUCAAGACACUAAAUUAGUGAAAAGUGCACAUUAGUAAAGUGAAGUUACGGUGGUUUUUGUAGCACGUGCUGUGAUCAGACGAAGUGAAACGGAGGAGACGUAACGGUUGGACUACCUUUGUAAAUCUAGAACAAAUUUCUAAAGGUUGCAGCUGGUUUACUUACUAUUGUUGCCUUUUCUUGUGUUGUAUCGGUGUAGAGCACUCUUAAACUACUCAAACUGCUUUGUCUUUGCUUUGUACUGUUGGUGCCUUCUUAGUCAUGUAUCCCACAAGUCCCGCAUAGCUAAUUUAGUUAAUGGUAAGUUUAAAAUAAAAAAAGCAAAGGAAGAUUUUAUAAAAAAAAAAAAUAAAUCAUUUUCUGUAUGUUCUUAUUCAUUGUAACAAUUAAACGUUUAUAUUGUGACAGAUUUGUGAUUUGGUUAAUCUGUAUAGAUCAAUUGUAAGUAGCAAAGGUUUAUAUUUCGUCUUAUUCUUUUGAUGUUGUAAAAGUAUGUGAUUUUCUUUUUUAAAUCAGGUAACUUAAUGUUCUGUUUUGUUUUUGGCAUCUGAAUCUUGUAAAAACAAAUGCAAAGAAAAUCAUUAAAUUGUGUCCCUGUGUUACCAAAUCAGCAUAGUGCUGUGCAUGUAUAGAAUGCCUGGAAUUCUGCUUUAGAAUGAACUGCUGUUUGCUAAACCCUAAACGCAGGGACGUGCAUCGCAUCGGCUUCUCUGAACACCACUGUCACCCGAACGCUCGACAGUGAGCAGCUGAUGCUCAACAUCUGUACGCACACAAGUGUGCUCGUUCCGCUCUAGGAUUAUACCAGCUUGAAAUUAAAUGAGGGAAACCACGCAAAGAAACACAGGUGAAGUUUCCUUAUAGACGGGCGGCAAUGUUUUAUCUUUGGUGCAAGAAAGUUAUGAAACCAUCAGUGUUUUGAACUGUUGAGCACAGAGUAAUGCAAAUAGAUUCCAGUGCAGCUGAUGAUUCACAGGCUUUUGACACUCGUCGUAUUGAUAUUCAUAUAGCUAUCGCCCUGCUCCCAGGGAACUGUGAAAAUAAUUACUUGAGCAAUCCUUAGAGACCAAAUGUUUUCAUUUUACUACAGAAAGGUUCUUCUCGGGCCAAGGGUUUGAAAUGUAGGAUUUCUGGGAGCAACGCAAGUAACCUUACAUCACUGGAACGGGCUUGUCAUGAUUUUUUUGCUUGUUUGGGUUUUAGCCUAAAAUCAGACUGUGCCAAAGAACUGAGCUCUUAAAAGGUGUAGUUGGAUAAUGGAUAACGGCUGCCAGAAACUUCUCUAAUUAAUACGAAAACAUAGAAAAUGUGACCUGAGAGUAAAGAGAGCUUAGCUGUAACUGACAGGUCUGUAACGAGACUGAGAGUUGGCAGAUGAUGUAAUUUUUCCCCAGAAUAUUAUGGAAUGUCAGUUUUUCCAUGGAUUGGUUUAUGCGUGUUCUUUUGUUGACUGUAGCUGCCUCUCGCUUCCUUUGUUCCCUCCAGCAGCGCGUACCUCGGCCAGGAGCUGCACAGUGCGACGGCUCCGCGGAGGCUUUGACAGCCGCCGAUCGACUUAACGCUCUUGUAAUCUGUGUUUAAGGUGCGCUAGUUUGAAAUAUCUUGCCCGUUUCCUGUAUUUCACCAGAAUUGGACCCAGUCCUCUCCAUCUGUAAGCCUUGAGUAUAACGGGCGCUCUUGACCUGUUGGCUCAGAGGCUGCGGCCGUGGGCCUUGCUCUGGGCGUGUUGGGAGGGAGCCCCUGAGCUGAGCUGCUGGCGCCGGGGAUGGUGCGCCCAAAUACUGGUGGAGGCGGCUGAGGAACGGCCCUUGAGCGCGAGCCGCGUUACGGGGAGAGACAUCAGUGUAGGUUUGAUGGCAUCGAGCUUUGUAGAGCUCUGACCCGGGACUUUCUCUGCAGACCAAAGAUGUCGGCUUCUGUGUUGUGUACGUUUCAUUUUCAGUUGUUCUAUGAAAUUGCACGUAUGGAACACUUGAUGGGCCUAAAAAAUAAGAAAAACAUUUGAGGCAUAUAGAGGACAGAAACAUCGUCACAUCAACGCGCGCCGUGUCUGUUGAUGUGUGUCUUGCUCUGAUGUGUCUUCCCCACCUGUGGAACUCCUCAGCCAGCUCCAGGAGAGCCCUAGAGCUUGAGCUCCGGUUCCAAAGGUGCCGUUGGUGAGUGCGAAACAACAUCCUGGUGCUCUGCCGGGUGCCAGAGGCUUCACCCCCCAUCAUUUGCGCAGUGUGCGUGUGAAGGCCACUCUUGGAAUGGCCCUGUAACCCCUCUAAAUUACUCACUGACCACUUUCCUUCAGGUGUUUCCAGAACUCUGCCUGUUUUUUCAGUAUAUCUUGCUAUUGAUGAUUUACUUUUCUCUUAGUCUUCCUGUUUAAAGUGAGUCUAAAGUCCCAGUUGUUCCAAAAAUCUUUCGUCUAUAGGAUUCAUGGGCUUUCUGAUGAUAACCAACAGAUUAUUGAUGCCAUUAGUCAGGCUGGUGUAAACCCAGCGAAGAGGGAGGCGAGAAGCUGGACGGUCUUGUGAGGCUCCUGCUGCUGGGAGCAGCCUGUGCCCCGGGGGCUCUGUGUUUCUGGGAAGGCGACACAAAAGCAGAUGCAGGGAACAGAAAGGAGCGGCGCUUUUGGUUCACGCAUGCCCAGCUCCUCCAGGUUACUUUGCUUUUUGACUCCAAAUCUUGAAAUACCACGUGAAUACUGAAAGCUUCCUGCUGCUUCCCUUAGUUUGCCUCUCAUCUUCCUCUCAACGCGCGCAUACGGCGCCCGUUUUCCUGACCUUCCCUUUCCAUCCAGCCAAAGAGCGUGGCAGAGAAACGGGCACUUGAUAGAGACGUAGCUUAUGUUUGUACUUAGAGGCUGGAAAAGGACCCCGAAAGGAUUUUAUUUCUGAUUUCCCAGAAAAGGGCAAGAAAUACCUUGACAGCAUGUUGGGUUUGCAGCACUCUCUCAUCUAAAAUUACAGAGUUAAAUAUUGGUUUAUCUUGCGAGUGUUUCCGUGAGUUUGGGCGGCGCUCAGGCGUAUCAGCCGUGGCUGCAGCACUCCCCGUCUCUCCCAUCGCUGCCUGGGCCGGGCUCCGGCCGAGUGCCCGUGCUCCAGCCACGCUCCUCUGCCGCGGGGCUGGCGCUGGCCGGCUCCUCUGCUGCGGCUGACUCCGGCUUCGCUGCUUUGUUCUGGCUCUUCUUUAGCUGGCGUAGUGGUACGUUACCUGCAGUCUCACACCUUGACUUUCGUUUGCUUUUUUAAAAUUUUUUCCUUCUGUGAAGCUGCGCCUGGGUCACGGCUGAGCUGCCCGGAGCUGGGCCCUGGGGGGAGGCGCCGCGCAGGAACCCCCCGUCCCGCUUCAACGCUGGCCACGAAUGCACAACCCAGAAAUAACAAUGGAAAACUGUAGUCUCACUAGCCAUGGUGCGUGCUGCAGCGUGUCUGAAAACUGUUUCAAAAUUCAGGCUUUUCUAGCAAAAAAAAUUAUAAAACCCGAAGCUGUAAGAGAAUGCCAUAGAAUUUUUUUAAAUUUGCUAUUACUAAAGGACUUGAGAUGCACCUUCUAGGGUUUUGUUGUUGUUGUUAGGUCCCACACUAAAUGGCUUGUUCUGAGGAUGUUUUUCUGCCUUAAAACUGCAAAUGCAAAAAUGCUGAAUAUUGAGAAUUUUGGCUUGAAGGGAUUACAGCACAAGAGAGCUGAACAGUUCAGGGGAAGGGCUUUUAGUCAAGCCUUUCUCCUAGUUCUCCUUUAAUUUCAAUGGCUAGUACUUGAGAGGAAAUUUUGACUAAAAAGCCUUUCUGUAUUCCCGGAGGUGUUAAACUCACAAAUAUUCUAACUUGUAGGUGAGACAUUGUAGACUCGAGUUCAAACUUUAGACUUUUUAAUGCACUCUGUGUUUUUAAAAAGCUUUUUGUCAGUUUUUGUACAUGUCCAUGCUUACACAGGCUUUUUGAGGAGGUGUGUCGCGGGUACGGAGGGAACACGGAUGCCGCAGCCCAGCCGGCGCGCUGCGCGGUGCCGCAAUGGAUGCUGUUGGUGUCACGGAGCUCCGUGUCCAGCUCCGUGUUUGCUCCCACAGGCGGCAGAGGCGCCGCACGCCAGAGAGAAGCGUGGGCAUUAAAGAAAAAACCAACUGUGGUCAUUUCGUAAGCAUUCUUUUGUAACUAGACUUAAUUUAUAAACUUGUUUUUGCGGGUAUGUUUGGUAUUUUGGGAGAACUGCAUUAAGCUGUUUUUACAGCUGACGUGGUGACAUUUCUCUAAGUAGAAACCGCUGUUGUUCCAGCAUGGCGAAGGUCUGCAUAAUUCCUGUGUGCUCGACUUAAUCACUGGUUUUCUUCUUGUGACAAUUAAUGGCAUUGUACCAAAAGCAAUAUAUCCUGUGUGUAGUUGGUAGGGGAAAUAAUUACUACUGUGCAGCUUUUAUUUUCAUUGUCUUUCCAGCGCUUGCCACUAGCAUGGAUCCUGUGCAUUGACAGUUCUCCAGGCUAUUAAAGAUGUCUGGGGGGAAAAAAAGGUCUUGUACAACACUUGUGUGCUUUCUGGAAGCUGCUGCUGUACUGUGAAGCAGAAAAGGGUUGCACCUGAUGCUGCAUUAAGCUUAUUUUCUUCCGAGUCUUGCCAUGAGAAUACAUCUAGAUCUAGCACGUUUCUCCGGAAUUGCUCCUCCACGUCUUUCCUCUGGAGAAAGGCCCAGGCUCAACACCAGCAUCGUUAGAGCCGAGGAUUGUAAAAGCGCGGAAGGGCUUUUUUCUCUGCUUGAUUGUGGGAUUCUGCGAAGCUGUGCUCAGCCGCGUUAGGUCACGGCGCUGUAAAAAGACGUGUGGGAUGCUGCAAUGGGCUUUGCUCACCAACCACUUAACUCCAGACCAGAUAAGACUGCGCGGGCGAUGCGCGGGGACUCUCUGUUCUUGUGUCCUGACCCCGGGAGCGAUUCUGCGCUGCUGGCUCUGCAAGCAAACCGGCCCUGGGGCUCUUCCCUUCAAAGCGGGAAGAUUUGGUUUUCCUUUCUGGGUGCUCAAAAGGGCAAGAUACUAACACAGUUUUCUCCCCACCACUUGCAUUUGGCUGCCAGCGGGUACCGUUCAUGAGACUAAAGUGUCACUGCACGAACAUUUUAAUGCUGUAGAAAUUACAGGGCUGAAGAACUUGCUCUUCUCAAUGUGUAUAUUCCUCCUCGCUUUCAGAGUUUGUAGAAAAAUACCUACUUUUGGUUAUAACUGAAUAGCGUUUCUGGGUUCUCUGUGCACAUUUUUCGCUGCUGCCUCCUCUUCUUAGAUGUGACUUAUUUUACUGCUAACGGUGUUAUAAAAACUGUAGUACUACAGGUGUCAUGUGGUAACUUGUAAAUAAAAUUACUGUAAACACGUGGUCAGGUUA